Molecule: messenger RNA, 3602 nt
Organism: Rhodamnia argentea
Lineage: Eukaryota; Viridiplantae; Streptophyta; Magnoliopsida; Myrtales; Myrtaceae
Product: heat stress transcription factor A-3
Exons: 2
Coding region: 50-1765 (571 amino acids)
Biological process (GO): regulation of transcription by RNA polymerase II
Cellular component (GO): nucleus
Molecular function (GO): DNA-binding transcription factor activity; RNA polymerase II cis-regulatory region sequence-specific DNA binding
Source: RefSeq, a predicted model, not a curated record
UCUCUCCUCUCGCUACUGCUUCUCACUGGGUAAAGGGUGAAAAAAUUCGAUGAACCCAGAAGAUGAGCGAUACCCGAAACCUCCUCCUGGUUCUUCUGACCGAGGAAGAGCUAAAGGUAAGGCUCCUGCUGGUGCUGGGUCAUCUUCUUCGGCUGUUUCGUAUGUGAUGGGUUCGGAGGCAUUGCCUUCUGGGUCGUUCUUUGAUAUGGAGAAGAUUGGCUUCUCUGGGUCUUCUUCACCUCUCAUGGAGUUCGAGGCGUUCUCUCCUUUGAACCUCGCCUCGUCAUUCGACAUGUUCGAGUUAAAACCGGAACCUGUUUUCGAAACAACUCCUCUCGGGCCUCCAUUUAGCACUAGUGUAGCAGAAACAGAGGAGGUGGGACUUCCGGUGAGAGGCGGCGACAUGGAGACUACUGUUGGUGCUCCUCAGCCUUUGGAGAGCCUGCAGGGUACUCCAAUCCCACCUUUUCUUUCGAAGACCUUCGAUUUGGUCGAUGACCGAUCGCUGGAUUCGAUAAUAUCAUGGGGGUCGAGCGGCCAGAGCUUCGUGGUUUGGGACCCCGUUGAAUUUGCCAGGAUUAUACUCCCACGGAAUUUCAAGCACAACAAUUUUUCCAGCUUUGUUCGGCAGCUAAAUACUUACGGGUUCCGCAAGAUUGACACUGAUAGAUGGGAGUUUGCUAAUGAAGCUUUUCAGAGAGGGAAGAGGCAACUUCUAAAGAACAUGCAGAGACGCAAGUCGCCUCAGACACAGCAGAUCGGAAGCUACUUUGGACCUUCCAGUGAAGCGGCGAAACCUGGGUUGGAAAUUGAAGUUGAAAUGUUAAGGAAGGAGAAGAGUAUGUUGAUGCAGGAGGUAGUUGAACUGCAGCAGCAGCACCGUGGCACAGCUCAUCAUGCAGCAGCAGUGAAUGAGAGACUUCAAGCUGCUGAGCAAAGACAAAAGCAGAUGGUUUCAUUCAUGGCAAAAUUGCUUCAAAACCCCUCCUUUGUAGCGUGUUUGAGGGAAAAGAAGGAGCAGAGAGAAAUCGGUUCUUCAAGGGUGAGGAGGAAGUUUCUCAAGCAUCAUCAGCCAGAGGAUGUUGAAGCAGCACCCUCCACGGAAGGGCAGAUAGUCAAGUACAGACAUGACACGGAGACUGUUGAUGCAUCUUGUGGAUUUCCUAUUUUGAAUCCUGUCGAAAACGCUAAACAUCUCCCUGAAGUUUCAACUGGCACAGAUUUAUGUGAACAGAUCAUUUCGCCUCAAGUUGAGGAUGUCAUGUCAAGAGAAACAACAGCGCCACAUGAUGUAGCAUCUGUACAGGGCUAUUUCAAAACUCGAGAUCUGCUCAGAGAGGGGUCAUCAAGCUUGGGAGCUGAUCCUCAAUUCAAGGGGAAGAGUGUCAUUGAGAGCCCAGGGCAAGAGUUCUCUCCUCAGUACUUUGUCUCUUUCCCAGAGGAACUGGCAGAGAGGAAGAACUUUCCAGAUUUCUCAUCGGGAUUUGAAAGCAUGAUUAAGCAAGACGAGGUAUGGGGCAUGGGUUUUGACGUGAGUGCUGGUAUGUCUAGUUCUAGCGGUGUGGUAUGGGGUAAUCUUGCUCAAUAUGAUGCACCUGAAGUGGGAGUUACUGGUGGGCUAUCUGAUAUAUGGGAUUUAGGAUCAAUGCAAGCAUCUGAGCGUGCAGACAUUGAUAAGUGCCUGGCUGAUGAAUCAACCUGUGAUGAGCGCGAGGGUCGAGCUGGCCAGCAUAAAGAUGAUAUACAUAGGAAAAUGGAUCCAUAGGUUGCCAUUUAUGUUGCCAAUUGGUGACGAUAUGGAUUUUAGUGGUUGUUAGUUUAUGGCUUCUAUGCUCCUAGAUGGAAAGAAUAGACACUUAUUGAUUAGUAAAAGCUUCCAUUCUUUAUUGAUUUGAGUCUUGGUUAUCUGCAAGUUUUCUGGUUCAGCUGAUUCUCUUACAUAAGUUUAUGUCCUUAUGAGCUGCACCAGAGUUGCAGGGCUUUCGUAAGCUCACAAUGUCCUUCCCUUUUAAGUCGUGAAAAUUGCAGGUACCUGACCUUGGAUGGAGAUGGACGCUUCCAUGGGAGUUUGGUUGCUUCUGAACCUGCACUGCACUGUAAUGGUUCACGAACUUGGUGAGUCGAUCCUUUUCACACCACUUGAUCCUUUGCCCUGAUUUACAAUAUCAGUCUUUCAUGGUGUUGUGACAUUCUAGCACACCUUUUUCACCCAUUCAAAUUUGAUCAUGGAGGCAAUUUUAUCAACUGCGCACAUUGAUACGAGUCUUCAUGGUACUUUCAUAUGACACGAGGUGAUUGCUCUUUCCAGUUCUAACUGUAUCAAUAGACUCUGCAAUAGUUGAUUAUGGUGAUCACAGCCCCAUUUCAUUUCUGAAAUGCGUCGAUUGAAGACAAAGCAUAGGGAGAUACUGAGAUAGCCAACCAAACGGAGCAUUUGUUCAGACAGCCAGCAAGAGAAUGCUGGCUUGGCUAAUUGUCCUUGUUAUCUGAGCAAAUAUUCCUGAACUUGAUGGAGACUAGAUAGGCUGUAGUAACCAAAUGUUAGCUGAUACAUCAUUGAAACUCACUGAAUGGAAGUUGGUUCGAGGGAAUCAAAGAGGCGACAAGCUGAAUAAACAGCUCUUCGAAAGGUUGCAGAAUUAUAUAUCCAACUAUGUCAAAUGAACCCAUUAGCUCACUGCAUACUCAGAAAACCAUCUGAAGGUACAAUUCAGCCAAUUCAAAGGGAGUAUUAGUUGGUUAUUUGGUUGGCAGUGACAUAAUAUGAGAUCCAAACCAAGAUCCUAUCAUACAGAUUUUUGUGAGGUUAACAUAUGCAAAGAAGAGAUUCUGUUGUGCCCCAACUUGGUAUGAUGACCUGCUAACUGCAAAUCAAACUUUCAGAGUCCACUCUUGUAAUUCGAAGGUGACUAUGUUGGACCCACUACAGAUGAAAUCUCUGUAGGAACAUUUCUUUACUUGGGAACUACUGAAAGUUUGUUUGAGAAAGUUUGUUUCUUGCUAGGAUGGUUGUCACAUGGAAAGAAAAGGAAGGUUGGUUUCCGAAGCUUUCGGUUGACUUUUACUGUCUUGCAGAGUUAGUAUUAGAAGUAAUCGUUUCUAUAUGCUGUGUUUCUUCUUCAAUUAUCUUGUUGGCAAGAAAGCGCUUUGUUUUGGGUUCUUUUAUUUUUCUUUAUAAAUUCCCUACUGACAUAAGAACUAACAGAAGUUUCCAUGCUCCCGGUGGUUCUUUCUUCCAGUGAACUCAUUUUCCGAGCUUAUAUUAUGAGCAAGCUCGUAUUCUCCUCCUGCAGGUUCCGAUGAAGAUGAUCUUCAAUCUAGACAAAUUUCUUGAUCAGAAUCAUGUGUUUUGGUGCAAGUGCAGCUGCAUCAAUGAAGAUCAUCCCUAUUUGGUCCACCUUUGAGGACGGCAUUUUACAUGCCCGCCAUCGUUUAGAUUACAUAUUGUUUCGUGAGCGAAAAGUGCAGUUGUUUUUUAUCUACUGGUAGUUGAUUCUCAAGCCAGCUAUGAAGCUAUUGAUGGUGAUGGCAGACUACCAUCACCAUCAAUGAGACUAUGUUCAGCAAUGUAAUGAGCUCCUGCUAUCACUUUAUAUUCUUCA